Neolamprologus brichardi is the source of this 1206-nucleotide messenger RNA. The record is from RefSeq and is a predicted model, not a curated record. Lineage: Eukaryota; Metazoa; Chordata; Actinopteri; Cichliformes; Cichlidae.
AUGGAAGAAGAUAUCAUUAGGAGUUAUGACAGUCUUCUUUGUCCCGUCUGUCUGAGUGUGUUCACUAAACCUGUGUCGAUUCCCUGUGGACACAACUUCUGUUUGGACUGUAUCACAAAGUACUGGAGCUAUCAGUCUGUACUCCAAUGUCCGCUGUGCAAAGAGACGUUUUACACCAGGCCAUUGCUUCGGGUUAACCCUGUCAUUGCUGAAAUGGCUGAAAAGUUAAAAAAAUCUCAUGAAAUGAGUUCAGCUGAAGAAACAAGAAAUGAAGGCGUGCUCUGCAGCAUGUGUGCAGGGUCAAAGGUCAGAGCCCUGAAGUCCUGUUUAACGUGUUUACUGUCCUACUGUCAAACACAUCUGGAGCCUCAUCAGAGGAUUUUGACUUUGAAGAAACACAAGCUGAUCGAUCCAGUUAAGAACCUGGAGAGCAGAAUAUGUCAGGAUCACGGUGAACCUUUGGAGCUGAUCUGCAGACUGGAUCAAGUGUUUCUGUGUCAGUCCUGUAAAUGCAGUGACCAUAAAACACAUGAAACAGUGAGUCUGGAGGACGAGGCUGAAAUGAGGAAAACCCAGCUGAGAUCAGAAAAUAACAGCAUGGAUCAGAUGAUCCAGGAGCGUGAGCAGAAAAUCCAGGAGCUCCACCAGUCAGUGAAGACCAGCAGAAGAAAAGCUGAGGAGGCGUUAUCGUGCAGCAGGAAGGUGAUGACCGCUUUGGUGCAGCACAUAAAGACAGAGUUCACCAGACUGUCUGAGGCGAUCGAGACGAAGCAGAAAAUAAAUGAGACGGAGGCAGAAAGCUUUAUUGAUGAGCUGCAGGGAGAGAUUACACACAUGAAGAAGAAGAAGCUGCAGCUUCAUGAAGCUUCGCUCAUCACAGACCCCUUCAGCUUCCUGGAGAACGUCCUCCCUCUUACCUACAAUAAACCCCAGCUGCAGGACUGGUCUGCUGUGACUGUAACCAGUGACCAGUUUAUGAUUCAGGAGACCCUGGCCGAGCUGGAGACAAAAGUCAGAGAAGAAGUCAGCACGCUUUGUGAUAUAAACUUCAGAGAUGGGAAAGAACAAAGGUAUGAUCUGAAUGUUUCAAUGGCUUGGUCCAGAUAUGGGUUCUCCUUGAAACACGGCGAGGUCACUCAAUCAAAAUCAGUCAGUGUCUCCAACUCGACACCCCUUUUUGUACAUGCACUUCUGUUUGUUCAGUAA